CAUUUACAGCUUCAUUAACAGUUACACAUCCAAAAUCUUUGACAAGAAUGUCUAGAUAUAGUCACCUAAAAACCGGAACAAUACUUGUCAUUCUAUCUUCUAUUCUUGCACUGACUUCAUCUCAACCAUCAAACGGAAGCUUCCACUUAAGCCUCAUCCACCGCGACUCUUCCUUCUCGCCUCUAUAUAACCCCCGAGAGACUCUUUAUGACCGUGUUAGAUAUUCCUUUAUUAGAUCCAAAGCCCGUCUUUCUUAUUUGAUUAGCAGAGUUGAUGGAGAUGGAGGUGAUUUCCAAGGUAGUAUUGAAGCUGAUGAUGGUGAAUACUUUGUUAGAUUCUCCAUUGGAACCCCUCCAGUACAAAUGCUAGCUUCUAUAGACACCGCUAGCCCAAUGGUUUUGACUCGGUGUUUACGAUCCUUAACUUACAAUAACAUUACUUGUAAUUCUUCAAACUGUGCUCUUCUACCUGACAAUGCCUGUGAUUCUUCCAACAUGUGUAGUUUCAGUUAUCGCUCUAAUAGUCUUAUUGGAAGCGAUGUCUUCACAUUCGAACCUUCAAAUGGAGGAGUCAUUCCCCUUGAAAACAUCAUCUUUGGUUGUGAGUAUGGCUCUGAUACCACUUUCACUCGAUCAAAUGGAAUUCUUGGUCUUGGUUAUCAUAACUUAUCGUUAAUAAUGCAAACGAGUUCAAUAACCGAACCCAAAUUCACCUAUUGCUUGGGGAAAAUCAGUGAUCCUGAAGCAAAGCGGUUUUUGGUAUUAGGAAGUGGUUUCUUCCUAGAAGGACAAACUACUUCCUUGAAGGUGAUUGAAGGGAAGUACAAUUUAGUUCUUGAGGGUAUAAGUAUUGGUAGAAAGAAGCUAAUGAUACCACCGGAGAUAUUCCAACAACGAACACCGUUAGGUGGUGGAGUGAUAAUCGAUGCUGAGACUACAUUGACAUUCUUAGCACCAUUAGCAUACAACCAAUUAGUUGGGGAUUUGGAGAAAGAACUUGGAUUAGCCAUGGUUAUAUGGCCUGAUCCUCCAUAUGAUCGAUGUUAUAAUGGAAAAUUAAGUGAUAUACAAAAGUUUCGAGGGUUGAUUUUUCAUUUUGAAAGAGAGGUUAAUGUGCUAUUGGGUAUUGAUAACUUGUUCUUGCAGGUGGAUGAUGGUAUGUUUUGCUUGGCAGUGUUGCCGAGUCCUGUAGGAGGAACUUCAGUUUUAGGGAGCUUAUUUCAACAAUCUUAUAGUGUUGGGUAUCAUCUAGGUCAAAUGUUAGUUUCAUUUCAACCAAUGCAAUGUGAGCUUAUUGAACAACAUUUAUCUUAAUUUCGAAUCACUUUUUUUCACCUGUAUGUCCUCCAAGUAUUUUGUUUCUUGAUGAAUAGUACAAAUCACAUGGCGAAAUUGUAAAUAAAUAGACUUUCAAGAUAUACAUUUAGCUUCAAUCUUUA
Spinacia oleracea (spinach) is the source of this 1438-nucleotide messenger RNA. Its product is annotated as probable aspartic protease At2g35615. The transcript has a single exon. Gene Ontology annotation, cellular component: extracellular region. NCBI's taxonomy places the organism in Eukaryota, Viridiplantae, Streptophyta, Magnoliopsida, Caryophyllales, Amaranthaceae. The record is from RefSeq and is a predicted model, not a curated record. Bases 48 to 1313 code for a protein of 421 amino acids.